Messenger RNA from Dacryopinax primogenitus, 582 nucleotides. RefSeq lists its product as uncharacterized. The record is from RefSeq and is a predicted model, not a curated record. NCBI's taxonomy places the organism in Eukaryota, Fungi, Basidiomycota, Dacrymycetes, Dacrymycetales, Dacrymycetaceae. The transcript is spliced from 2 exons. Bases 1 to 582 code for a protein of 193 amino acids.
AUGUCCGUCGCACAACCCCUAGCCACUUCGGUACCCUCCAGCCCCGCAGGGGCCUCCUUCUCCGCAGCCUACCCGGCAACACCCCGUUUCCUGAGGGCAGAAAGCACUUUAGGCACUCCCAGGGCAAAACCUCUGCACACCCACGCGCACUCUCACUCCCGACCGCAACCCCGGCGCGCACACAGCUCCUCCUCCACUGCCUCCUCCUCUUCCUCCUCCUCAGCGUCGUCGUCGGCAUUGUCAGCAUUGUCAUCAGCGUCGACAACGACAACGACAUCGUCCUCCUCCUUCCUACCAACUCGAGGUCCAUGCCCCUCCCUCUCUCCCCCAUUCCCAUUCGAUUCCCUCCCCUUCCUCUCUCCCGGACCAAUAGUGCGUAUUGGCCCAAGCGCGAACCCUCGCCAGGUGAAGGCUUUUUUUGACUUUGCGCUUACGCCGAGUAUGCUAGCGCCUUUGGGUAGCGGGGAUGGAGUUGCCGGUAGUGCGGAUGGGCGCCAUGAUACUGGAUGCGCAGCUCGGAUUAACAUCUUGCACGGCAACACCUUCAUCUCUCUCUUCUUUUCUCUGGGCAUCGUUAUGUAA